Molecule: messenger RNA, 3431 nt
Organism: Hemicordylus capensis (graceful crag lizard)
Lineage: Eukaryota; Metazoa; Chordata; Lepidosauria; Squamata; Cordylidae
Gene: SZRD1
Product: SUZ RNA binding domain containing 1
Exons: 4
Coding region: 186-647 (153 amino acids)
Source: RefSeq, a predicted model, not a curated record
CUACCCAAGGAGCACGGCGGGAGGCUCGACUCGAGAGCGCAUGCGCCGGAAGCCGCCCGAAAAGGGAAGCGCGCAGGCGCGGCAUUGUCCGCCUCCCAGAGCGAGGCGCCAGGAGCGUCUGGGCUGCUGCUCCUGCCGCCGUGGCGCAUGCGCCCUUGGCGAGCUGGCGGCGGAGGGGCCUUACAAUGGAAGAUGAGGAGGUCGCGGAGAGCUGGGAGGAGGCGGCCGACAGUGGGGAAAUAGACAGGCGGUUGGAAAAGACACUGCGAAUCACGCAAAAGGAAAGCAGCCGGAAAUCCAAAUCUCCCCCCAAAGUGCCGGUUGUGAUUCAGGACGAGAGCCUUCCCUCAGGGCCCCCUCCACAGAUCCGGAUCCUGAAGCGGCCCACGAGCAACGGGGUGCUCAGCAACCCCAACUCGGCCAGCCGGCCGGCCUUCCCCGUGAAGUCGCUGGCUCAGAGGGAGGCCGAGUACGCGGAAGCCAGGAAGCGGAUCCUGGGCAGCGCCAGCCCGGAGGAGGAGCAGGACAAGCCCAUCCUCGACAGGCCCACGAGGAUCUCCCAGCUGGAAGAGGCCAGGCCGCCCAGCAAUGUGAUCCGGCAGCCACUGGGCCCCGACGGUUCGCAGGGCUUCAAGCAGCGCAGAUAGGCAUGGCCUGCUGACGACGCAGCACGGAAGCAGGGUCAUCCCCCCCACCCAGGUGGCACUGCAGCCGCGGACACACUGGCCUGAGCGGGGGGCACCCCCUGGGUGACUUCUUGCACUGUGAUCCUCCUUCGCUCCGCCUCCUGCGACCUUCAACCCCAUGCACUGUGACCCCUGCUUCACCCACUGUGAUUGGCACGCUCAGGAGGGCUGUUCCCAGCCGCCGUGAAGGGAGGGGGCGUGGGGCAGGCUUCUCUCAGGCCUGAGCCGGGCCACGCCUCCCCCAGCCAGCAGCAGCAGCAAGCAAUAAUCAACCCCCUUGACUUCUGCAGACGGGCUGACCUGGGAUCAGACGGGAGAGGCGGCAGCAUGCUGCUCCCGGGGAAAGGCACGUCUGUCCGCACCUCUCUCGGAGCGAGUUCUGUGGUCGCAGACCUGCCAGGAGCUGGGUGGGUGAGUGGGCGGGGACGUGUGCGCAGGUUUUUGUUGGUUGGUUUCUUGGGAAUUGGAUGGUGCCGAAGCCAAGUGCAUGGGAAGGAAGCAGGGUGUUAGCUGUUUAACUGGUUGCGAUAGUUGGCUAGAGUUUCACGGAAAAGAGGAAAUGAAUUUGGAUCAACUCCGGCAGACGCUAACGGAGAGGGUUUGGCGAGCAAGGCUGCUGCUGCUGCUGCUGCUGAGCAAAUGGCCUGGGGGGGCAGCUAGGCUUCCCCGCCCCCACCCCGGGCUCUCCUGCUUAUCUGGAAGCAUGUGAGCUGGGAUGAGGCCCCAAGCUUUUACGUCUGCGUGAUGAACUUUGCCUAGUUCUCUGCCUUGGGGAGAAAUGGAUUGAGACACGCAUCUCACUGCACCUCCUCAAAGGGAAUGUUGGCCACUACCUCCCUGGCUGGCUUUGUGCCGCUUCCAGGCACAGGGAGGGUGGCUGCGCUUUUGCCACUAGGACUAUGAGCUAGGGAUAGGCUAGUCUAGGUUCAUACCGGUGCCCUCUGGGGAGGCCACCAGGAGGCGGGCGGCCCAGCGUCUGGGUGAUGCUUGGGCUGGCCAGAGAGAGAAAACGAGGCAGGCAAGGCACCGGGGCCCAGAAUCUGGCCUUCUUGCCCCAAGUGCGCCUUCUGGUUUGGGGCCGGGUUAAUUUGCCGUGAGAAGGCAAAGGGACCCGGAACCAACCGCGCUCAAAAGGUUAGUGGUGGUUGUGAUGGGGACCCUUGCCGAGUGGGAGGGGGCUUGGGGCUAGACAGAGUAUCUUGCAGCCAGGCUAACUGGAGGCAGGACUCUUGUCUGUCCCGGGAUGCUGCCAAACAGCCCACUGCAAGACUCGGUGGGGGGGCGGCAGACGGCUGCCUCGUUCCUUGUCUCAAGCCAGGCACAAAAGGUAGGAUUUCCUUCGAGGAGCACGUGACCCAGGUUGUUCCCAGGCGGGUAUGGGGGACAAGGUGCAUCUGGGAGGGUGCUGGUAAGAGGGCUCUUGCAUGCUGGGAGGGGGUCUGCUCCUGAGGAGUUGAAACUGGCUGGGCCUUCCCUGUCCUCUCUAGCAGCCAUAUUGGGGGGGUGGGCUGUAGGCCUCCCCGCCCAGCACCACCUUCAAGUGACCAUGGGCUCGUUCGCUUCACUGUGGUUCCAGAGUCUGCCUUUUUUGUUCUACUGUCUGGUUCCGGAGGACACGACCGGUCGGGGGCGGGCACUGCUGCAGUACGCCCCCCCCCUUGUGCUGGGACGGAAGUGGAACCUUUGCCUAAAUCGGGUCAUAAUGGGGGGGAGGGGAGGGGGGUGUCUCUUUGUACGUCCACUCAAGACAUGUACCAAACUCCUGCAAAAUGAAUAACUGGUCAAAAAAGUAAUAAUAAAUAAAUAAUAAUAAUAAUAAUAAAACUACCUGUGUACAAAAAAGAGAAAAUGUGACGGACAGCUGCUCUGGUUGAUUUGCACCCCUCCCUGUCCUGCCCUCCUCUCCAGUCCAACCCCACAUAUUGCACCCCUCGCCUUGGCUUUCAGUGGUGGCUUCCAGCACUGGGCUCUCAGCCGCCACCUCUUUGGAGUCACACUGCAGGUUCCCAAACUGCCGGGUCUCGAGACAGCCGGAGUUUAUAUUAUUAUUUUUACUGAGUGCUGCUCUGGCAUUGUCCAUAACGUGCCCCAGUUUAUUUCAGAGGGGCUUAAUUCUUCCUCCAUGGGGGUAGUGGGUAGGAGAGGAGGAGGAGGACAUACACACCCCUCCCCUCAAUUGGAAGGCUAGAGAGAACAUGUUAGCAAUAACUCUGCGAAGCCGCCUUGCUUUUCUUUAAACUCUGCUUUAGGCUGGGUGGCUAAGAAAUGUCGUCUCCUGCUGUGGGUUGGGCUCCUGCAUGGCAAAGGUCUGCUUUCCCUCCACUUAGGGUUCUGCAUGCCAUGGAGCUGCCUAGGCUUCCAGGAGCGGAGCCUGGUCCCGACAGGUGGCAGUGGUGAGAGGAGGCCAUGGUCUCCCCUCCUGCUAGCUCAGCCUUAGCUCUCAGGGGUGCUGCUGCCUGCAGGCAGGGAGGUGGCCCUCUUCCGGCUGUUGAUGACCACUGGGUGGGGGCCCCUCUGGUGUGGGCACUGGCAGGUUGUCUUGUCCAGGAAUCAGUGUUUGGGAGAAGUCAAAGGCCCUUUUGGGUGGGGGAGGUUGCGUGUGUGUGUGUGUUGAGGGGCACUUUAGGGUGUGCGCGCAUGCAUGCGUUCACAUGGCAAGCAGAGGCUGUGCCUGCCCACAACCUUCCUAAGUAUGCAGAUAAACAUUUUAUAAAUUGUAUUUUAAAUAAAUGUGUUAACUUUUAA